AAACAGAAUAAAGUAAAGCAAGAUUCACACCAAACAAGAUCCACAAAGCUUUGUUAUUAAAACAUGUUUGGGCAAAGGGGCGAAAGUAAAAAGUUAGUAAAACGAUGUGUGUAUCAAGGCAGCCUCUGCUUGGGGCUGCCAUUAUCUGUGCGACUCUCGUAGCUGAAGCCUGCUGCUUCUUCGUGGACUUCCCCCUCUCCACCACCACCGACAAGCUCAGUAACCUCAUUUGGAGCUACGAUGGCACCGUCUUUCAGGGCGAAGAUCACCAUGCUGCUGCUCCUCAGGAACCCCCCAUCACAAAUGCCUCUCUACGGGUCGUUUACAAACACCCAUUCAAGCUCAGAAACAGCCGCAAAAUCGCCACUUUUACAACCGACUUUGUGCUUAACUUCGGCUCCGAGAACGCCAACUACGAUGGCAUCGCCUUUAUUCUUGCGGCGGAUCCCUCCCCUCCUUCCAGCAGUGAAGGCCAGUGGCUGGGGAUUGCCAAUUCCACCACCGAUGGGACCACGGAAGCUGGAAUUUUGGCGAUUGAAUUCGAUACGAGGAAGAGUUUUCCCGAGGAUUUGGACGUGGACCAUGUGGGGUUGGAUUUGAACAGUGUUUACUCUGUCUUGCAGAUGCCAUUGUCGGAGUUUGGGGUUAACCUUUCUGCUAGGGAUGAUAUUUUUGUUAGAGCCGAAUUUGAUGGCAAGAACAUUUCUGUUUACGUCUCCUUGUCGGCCAGAUUGGAAAAUCAGUUGAAAAACCGCGUCAUUUUUCAUCCCCUCAAUCUCUCUGUUCUCCCCGACCAGGUUUAUCUCGGUUUCUCUGCUUCCAAAUUCGAUUACAUCGCUCAAUUGAAAUGGGGGGUAAAAUCGUGGCAGUUCUCCGGCGAUGAUAUUGGUGACGGACGCUGGUGGGUUUGGAUCACCGUCGGCGCCGGUGGAUUCGUUUUCUUAUCUGGGGUUGCUGCCCUAAUGCUCCUCUGGAUCACAAGAAAACAAGAAUUCAACGAUCUGGAAGAGGCAUACCCAGGGAUAGAAGACCAGUUUCAGGAUUUCUCCAUAGCCCCACGAGUUCAAAAGUUCGAAUUUCCAGAGCUGAAGAAGGCAACUGGCAAUUUCGACCCCAAGAACAGGCUCGGGAGAGGCGGAUUUGGAACGGUUUACAGAGGAAAUUUGAUGAACAGAGAUGUCGCCGUGAAGAGAAUCUCAGAGAAUUCCCGUCAAGGGAAGCAAGAAUUCGUCGCGGAAGUGGCAACAAUCGGUGGCCUCCAUCACAAGAACCUCGUGAAACUAAUGGGAUGGUGCUACAAAAAGAGAGAUCUUUUGUUGAUAUACGAAUACAUGCCCAACGGCAGCUUGGACAAGCUGAUCUUCAGCAGCCAUGACAAAUCCUCCCCAACACCCAAUUGGGAAAUCAGACGGAACAUAAUCUGCGGAGUAGCGGAGGCUCUGGAUUAUCUUCACAACGGGUGCGAGAAGCGAGUGCUACACAGAGACGUGAAGCCUUCAAACAUAAUGCUGGAUUCGAAGUUGGAAGCCAAAUUGGGUGACUUCGGGUUGGCUCGGGCAAUUCGUCGAACAGAACAGACGCAUCACUCAACAAGAGGUCUAGCUGGUACAUACGGCUACAUGGCACCAGAAAUUUUCCUAACCCGCAGAGCAACAGCAGAGACAGACGUAUACGCAUUCGGGAUUCUUGUUUUGGAAGUCGUGUGCAGGAGAAAGCGUACAAGUAAAAAUCCGUCGAGUGGGUACGAAGGCCAUAUUACAAAUUGGGUAUGGGAGUUUCAAGAGAGAGGAGAGAUUGUCGAAGCUGGUGAUGGGAGAAUUGGAGGGCAACACGAGGAAGAAGAGAUGGAGAGAGCUUUGAUUGUAGGAUUGGCUUGUUGCCAUCCGAACCCCCAUGAGAGGCCGACCAUGAAAAAUGUUCUGAAAGUGCUGAAAGGGGAAGCAGAUCCACCGAUUCUGCCGCAUGAAAUGCCUUCGUUUGUGUGGCCGCUGGUGACUCCGUCGUCGAGAGACAACACGGAUAGCUCUCCUAGAGAGACCCAACUUUCCGAUCAAUUAACAAUGACAGAGCUUGUUGGGAGAUAGAUAAAUUUAAUUGGUGAUUUUGUGUGUUCUGGUGAAAGGAUAAAAUUUUGCUGUCAGUAGAAGUAAACGUAAUAAAUUAUCCUCGUUUGGAAAGUAAA
Messenger RNA from Momordica charantia (bitter melon), 2182 nucleotides. Lineage: Eukaryota; Viridiplantae; Streptophyta; Magnoliopsida; Cucurbitales; Cucurbitaceae. The record is from RefSeq and is a predicted model, not a curated record.